Molecule: messenger RNA, 1368 nt
Organism: Aspergillus melleus
Lineage: Eukaryota; Fungi; Ascomycota; Eurotiomycetes; Eurotiales; Aspergillaceae
Product: glycoside hydrolase family 76 protein
Exons: 4
Coding region: 1-1368 (455 amino acids)
Biological process (GO): carbohydrate catabolic process; fungal-type cell wall biogenesis
Molecular function (GO): mannan endo-1,6-alpha-mannosidase activity
Source: RefSeq, a predicted model, not a curated record
AUGCGCUUUCUGUCCGCCCGUCAACUAUGCGGGGCAGCCCUGUUGCUGCUCCAGGCCCAGCCGGCCCUAUCCGACCUCAGCGUCGUGGCCACCAGCGAUGACUCGUUGAAGAAGGCGGGCAAGGCUAUUGUCGCUCCCAUGAUGAAGUUCUACGAGCAGAACCAGACCGAGGGAAUUCCCGGCAAACUGACCGACACCUGGUAUGUCGCCGGCAGUAUGUUUAUGACUCUGAUUCAGUACUGGCAAGUCUCCGGCGAUGACUCCCAGAACAAGAUCGUCUCCCACGAUCUAAUGUUCCAGUCUGGAGAGAACUACGACUUCUUUUCUCACAACGUCAGCCAGUGGCUGGGAAAUGACGAUCAGAUGUUCUGGGGUCUGGCCGCUAUCACGGCGUCUGAGACCGGCUUUCCCGAGAUCGACGGGAAGCCCUCAUGGACCUCGCUGGCCCGUGUGGUCUUCAACAUGCAGGUCGACCGCUGGGAUACGGGCACCUGCGAUGGCGGCCUUCGCUGGCAGAUCUGGCCAUAUCAGGCCGGCUACACCAUGAAGAACGCGAUCUCUAACGGCGGUCUGUUCGAGUUGGCCGCACGUCUGGCGCGCUUCACCAAGAACGACACCUACGCCGACUGGGCCGAAAAGAUCUGGGACUGGUCGGCCACCACGCCGCUGCUGCAGACCAAGAGGUGGUACGUCGCCGACUCUACGUCCAACGAGGCCAACUGUAAGGAUGCUGGUAACGAUCAGUGGACCUAUAAUUACGGCACUUAUCUGGCAGGCGCUGCGUUUAUGUACAACUACACCAAUGGCAACGACAAAUGGUUGGAGCGAGUGAACGGUUUACUGGAUUCGUCCAUGCAAAAGUUCUUUCCGAAGAAAUUCGGUGGCAACGUUAUGUCCGAGGUAGCAUGCGAGCCCAUCUUGUCUUGCGAUCGCAACCAGCUCUGUUUCAAGGGUUAUCUUUCCAUGUGGAUGGCUUUCACCGCCAUCUUGGUCCCGUCCACAGCCGAGAAGAUUAUUCCCAAACUACAUGGUUCCGCCGAGGCCAUCGGCAAGCAGUGCUCGGGCAAAUCGGACAAUCUCUGCGGCGUGACUUGGGGCAAGACGACGUGGGACGGUGUGCAAGGGCUGGAGGUUCAGAUGGCCGCGCUGGGCGGUAUCACGGCGAGUUUGAUGGUCUCCAAGACGCAGCAACCGAAGACCAUCGACGACAACCCCGACGCCAAAGAAACCCAGAUUCCGACCAGUGGCGACUCCGAUCCUUCGGAGCCCGCGCCCAUUGAAACGGCCGACCGGGCCGGAGCUUGGAUCCUGACUGUCAUCAUGAUUGCCGCGGUCACUGGUGCCGUCGGCUGGCUGGUGAAAUCGUGA